AGGUUGCAAAUUCCUAUGAACCUAACAAGAGUAAGAGAUUGGAUGACCUAUUGUCACUAUCACGAGGACCUGCUCAAAGUGUAAGUGUUUUACAGGUUAUGUCCUAAAUGGUUUUCGUUUUCACACAAAGGAUUAUGACAAAAAUUUGAGGACUCAAAAUAACGGAGUCGUUGUAGUUGGCGAUGAUGGAGUUGAUCUGAAUGCUAUAGACUACUAUGGGGUUUUAAGAGAGGUCAUUGAGUUAAAAUUUCUUGGAGGAAGAUCAUUAGCUUUGUUUAGGUGUGAUUGGUGUGAUGUCUAUGAUAAGACAAAAGGGCUGAAAGUGGAUGAACAUGGGUUUGUGAGUGUCAACCUGAAUAGAAUGUUGAAGACAAAUGAGCCAUUUGUCCUUGCAAGUCAAGUAUCCCAGGUAUUUUAUGCAGAAGACAAUGUUAAUAAGAACUGGCACUUAGCUGUAAAGGUGCCACCUCGAGCCAUGGAUGUGUUGCUAAGUGAAAUGGAUCAGCCUAUGGAUUGAUUCUGGAAAGGGACUGUUCUGUUUGGAUUCAUUACUCUUUUUGUUGGUGGUGAUGAGAUUUUGGGGUGAUGUUCAUGGAUACUCUCUCACAGCAAGCUCCAAGAAGACGGUGGUCUACACAGCAAGC
Messenger RNA from Linum tenue, 644 nucleotides. Lineage: Eukaryota; Viridiplantae; Streptophyta; Magnoliopsida; Malpighiales; Linaceae. The record is from the annotation of a GenBank genome assembly.